UUUUUUUUUUUCUCUUUUUUUCUUUGUCUGUUUGCUUGUUGAUUCCCUUUCUCAUCCUUCCACCAGCACAGGCUUCCAUUAGUCCCCUACACUUUUUCUUCCCCUCUCUCACACACACAAGCACAGCAGCGUCUUUUGGAACAUGACUCAAAAUUAUCCUCGGCCUAUGCAUGCGAUGCCACAGGGCAUGCCUAUCAUCCCCCCACGACUUCAGCAACAAGAGCAACAACAGGUUCUCGAACGCCACCGACAAAAACAGCAGCAGCAACAGCAACAGGGCUCGGUUCGGUCUCAAAGCAGUCAUAACAGGAGUGUGAGUAACGGCAGUGCGCCACACCGACCCCACCGACCCCUGGACAGCAGUAAUACCUCCACUAGCAAUUACAGCAACAGCAACAACAACAGCAGCAGUAUUAACAAUUACAGCAGCAGCAGUAAUGGCAGACUCCGCUCAGAAUCCAAUCCAGCCUACAGCAGCAGUAACAGCAGUGCCAGCAGCAAUAGUAACCAUUCAUAUGGAAAUCAUUACAGAACCAAUUCGAGUGGAAGUAGUGUCGGUGGAUAUAGUCAACGGACAGGCAACGGCAACUUGGCAACCAGGUCCAAUACAACAGGGUCAUCGUUCCAGGAACGUAUGAAGGAACGAGACCGAGAGAAGCAGCAGCGAGAACGAGAGGAGCGUGAAGCAGCCGCUAGAGCAAUCCGCGAUGAACCCAGACUGAAUGCAGCACUGAAUCAAGCUGCGAAUGCCACUGCUACUGCUGCAGCAGCAGCCCAGACCACAGGAAGUGCGCUUUGGAACCGAUUGCGUGCAGCCAAGGAUGUUAUCAACGCCACCAUCACAGGUGAAGAGCGUUGGCCAGAUUCAGACGAUUCGGAUCACGAAGGCGAGUCCCAUGUUCGCCGCGUGCUUCGAGAGUACGCAGACAAGAAGGAGGCCCAGGAGAUGGCUGCUAAGAUCGCAGAGCUCGAGCUGACACCGAUCGUGACCGUACCCACUCGAUCAGGGUCGCUCUCGAGAAAUCGGCUGCGGGAUGCGCUUGGGCACCAACGGAUGGACCAUCAUCAAACGACCAUCACGAGUAACGCAGCAGCAAGUCCGCCCAAUAGUGCCAACUCCAAUUCAUCCAUGUCAUCGACAUCAACAACACAGAAUUAUUACGGGCAAUCAUUGCGGGCGAGAGAUGAGAGCGGACACCAGUCCUCACACUCAGAGGAUAGCGCUCCUGGCUCAUUAAGAAGCGGGCUGUUGUCGCCACCACCAGCACCAGCAACGACGAAUGUGCGGAUAGGGAACCGGUUCCGGACCAGCAGUGAUGCAAGUCUGAGCAAGGCAUUGGGUCGUUUGGAGGGCAAGCGGAACCAGGAUGCGUUGGAGGCGCAGGUUAGUCAUCUGGGGAGCACAAGGGCGAGAUCUCCGCAUCGGGGACAGAGGGCGUACAAGGAUAAUAUCGACACGGUCCCGCCUCCGCCGUUACCGACGCCGAAGAGUAGUUUCCGACAGCAGCUGCAACAGCAAAAGAGGGAGAAGGAGCAAGGGAUGAUGAUGGAGGCGACUUCGCCCACUUCGCCCACUUCGCCGACGCGAAGGAUGAAUAAUAACUUGGGGGUUUAUGGACAACGGAGACAGAUCCAGCAGCAGCAACAGGACUUUUAGAAAAAUAAAAUAAAUUUGCAUUAUUUUCAUCUGUCCACCUG
Molecule: messenger RNA, 1698 nt
Organism: Gamsiella multidivaricata
Lineage: Eukaryota; Fungi; Mortierellomycota; Mortierellomycetes; Mortierellales; Mortierellaceae
Exons: 3
Coding region: 143-1657 (504 amino acids)
Source: RefSeq, a predicted model, not a curated record